CAUACCGACACUGGCCGUCGCAACCGAAGGACUUACCAACUUUCUUACUUUCUUCCGACCGACAUCAUGAGGCAAUGGGUAUUAUGCUUAUGUGCGCUAACGGUGGUGGCCUCCUGCACGGCACAACAGAACCAACAGUUUGUCAACCGAUACGACAACUUCAAUCCUGACUCAAUUAUACAAAAUGAAAGAAUCCUUCUCGCUUAUUAUAAGUGCGUCAUGGAAAAAGGUCCAUGUACAAAGGACGGCAAGAAUUUCAAACGUUUAUUGCCAGAAACAUUAACGACAGCAUGUGGACGUUGCUCGGUUAAACAAAAGGCUGUAGUUCGCAAGCUACUCCUCGGAAUCAGAGCUAAGAGUGAACCAAGAUUUCUCGAACUUCUUGACAAAUAUGAUCCAACGCAAGCGAAUCGGGAGGCACUUUAUAGUUUUUUAGUUACGGGAAUUUAGAAUAAGUUAUGCUAUAAUUAAAUGGUAGGAUAAAAGAUAAAAGAUAUUUUAAUAUUAAUAUGGCGCUAGAGACCAUCAAAUGUUUAUGUAUGAACGAAAUGAUUAUACUUAUAAUUAAUACUUUUUAUGUCAUACUUUUUGUUCUUGACAUGCAUGCUUAUAGAACUUGUGAUAAUUGUUAUCUAAACUAAAAUGGUGAACAAAAUCGUAAGGUAUUUAAUUUAUUUGUAAUUUGAAGCGUGCAUUUUUAUUUAUUUAUAGUUAAAAUAAAUUACAACGAAAACAAUUAUUAUAUUCUUAGAUCUUGAGGAUAAUUGAUUAAUAUACUCAUAAUUUUGAAUACGUAA
Melitaea cinxia (Glanville fritillary) is the source of this 797-nucleotide messenger RNA. RefSeq names its product allergen Tha p 1-like (gene CSP14). The coding region runs from base 67 to 450 and encodes 127 amino acids. The transcript is spliced from 3 exons. NCBI's taxonomy places the organism in Eukaryota, Metazoa, Arthropoda, Insecta, Lepidoptera, Nymphalidae. The record is from RefSeq and is a predicted model, not a curated record.